This is a messenger RNA of Anopheles darlingi, 760 nucleotides long. Its product is annotated as protein C10. NCBI's taxonomy places the organism in Eukaryota, Metazoa, Arthropoda, Insecta, Diptera, Culicidae. Gene Ontology annotation, biological process: post-embryonic development. The record is from RefSeq and is a predicted model, not a curated record. Bases 136 to 486 code for a protein of 116 amino acids. The transcript has a single exon.
GAGACAGCGCGGGAUAGGCCUUCUCGCUUUACUCGGAAAACCCCCAACAAAAUCAUCGCGGAGUGUAAAUUAUUUCUUAAAUCCAUUCUCGAGAAUCCCGGGAAAGUUUCACGUUUCAUCCCCGCCACCCGUGCAAUGGCGUAUCUUUCGAACUUCAACGCCGAGACGGGCAAAACGAUUCUGGUUGAUAUCCUGAAGACGGUGAACCAGCCGGAAAACUCGAAGAAGCUGGGCGAAGCGAAAGCCAACUCGGGCAAGGAGAUGAUCAAGAUGAUGCAGCACGUUUUCCCGCUGGUCAUGCAGAUCCAGAUCAGCGUCAUAAAGGAUUACGGCUUUCCCGGGAACCGCGAGGGGCUGGUGCAGUUUGAGCAAAUUAUCCGCGAGUUCGAGCGAGAGGACGUGGACAUCGCGCGGCUGCGGGCCCAGAUUCGGUCGAUUUAUUUGCCACCGAUCAACAUCAACAGCACGAACGAUAUUCUGAUUUAAACGCUAGGCUUUGGGGAGUGCAUUAUAAUAUGUUUAAGUAAGACUGAAGCGACGACCAAGGGGGUCCCGAAUCGCCCGCUACGAGCUGCCAACACACUGCCAUGAAACCGUGGAACGUACAGUAUUGAAUUGAAGUUCAAACCUUGGGUGUUCCUCAUGCUCCAAAACCGGAUUAACUUCCCAAAAUCCUCAUCUUCAAAGUGUCGCACGUGCUUUAUAGUUAUACAUUCAAAUUUAUUUACACUGCAUUUGACCACGAAUAAACCGUACACAC